AUGUCAGAGGAACCAUCAUCUUCUACAGCUGCUAAUUCCAUGGAGACUGAGAAUUCUUCCUUGUUGGAGGAUGCUUCUACCUUAUUGAUGUUUCAUAAUGCAGCUGUGAAUAAUAAACACGAGAAUCAACAGCAACAACAACAAUUAGAGAGACCAGUUCAGCCAAUUCCAAAAGCAUCAACUACUUCACUACUACCUAGCCAUUCAAUCAAGCCAACAUCGGCUGGAUCAUCAAGACCAGGGUCAACACCAAACCCUGUCGCUAUACGGAGUCCCAAGAUCAAUACAAUAGCUUCACCAGGUCCAGCAAUUGCAGCAUUAGCAGAUUCAGAUACAGAAGGUGGCGAGAAUGAUAAAUCUCAGAAGGGUAUAGUGGCUGCUGCUGCUCUAGCUGCUGCUGCAGGGAUUCCUUUGCCACUAAUAAAUCAUGAUGAUCAAAACAAACUAAAUAUGCAAAUAAUAGAGAAACUUAAAACCAAGAGUGUUGAAUCAUCAGAGGCAAUUCUUCAAAAAGCACAGGAUCAAGUUCCUAAAGAACAACUACAUGCUUUACAAGAAAGAGCUGAAGUCAUUAGACAAGGCCUGAAAAGCAAGGAAGAAGACAAACCAGAGAAUCAGAAUCAAGAAUUAAAAACCGAAGAAGAUGCUAAUGCAACAACUGUUUUAAAGAAUGAAGAAGAAACUGCUAAUGAGGAUAAUCAAUCGUCUCAUGACACAGAUGUUGAAAGUAAAGAUAAUGAUGAUACUAUAAUGAAGGAUGUAACAAAUGAUGAUAUACAAAAUAAUGAAACAGAAGAAGAAACUUCCACGUUACUGGAUAAACAGGAAGAAGACCAAGUCGAGAAUGAGGAAGGAGGUCAUGAAGAGCUCAAACCUAAGAAGCAACGUAAAACGAAGAAGAAAGAGCAGAUCGAGAAUACAAAAGCUACAGUUACCGUUCCAAAAGAUUACAUAGUGGACCCAGAUGCUGGUAUCAUUACAUGUUGUUGUGGCUAUGAAGAUGAUGAUGGUUUUACAAUUCAAUGUGAUAACUGUUUCAGAUGGCAACAUGCUGUUUGUAUGGGUAUUGAUUCCAUUGAUAAUGCACCUGAAAAUUUCCUGUGUAACGUCUGUUCACCAAGGAAAAUUGAUAUCAAAAAAGCCAGAGCCAUUCAAACCCAAAGAUUGAAUUCCUUGAAGAGAAGAAAAGAGAAAAAAGGUAGAAACUCUGCUGAUCCAGAAACUAAUGAUACCUCUUCAAUCUCAGAAUCAACUACAUCCACAGCCAAUCUUUCCAAAGAUAAGGAACAACAAGAAGGUAACCAAGCUAAACCAAAACCAAAACCAAAACCAAAUUCUUAUGGUAAAAAUUUAGAGGAUGAUGAUAUCCAUGUGCUUGACGCCAAAGAUUCGUAUAAAUCCAUUUAUUAUGCAUUGAAAAAUUAUGAAUACCAAGAUGAAGAGGUUUUCAGUUUUGUUGACAGUUUAAAGAACUUGGAUAAUCCUAGAUUCAUCAAGAUUGCUAAAUCUGAAUUCAACAGGGUAGAACUACCAAAACUGAAUGUCAAACCAUAUUCUGAAGUUAACAACAAGAAAUUUAAUGGUAUUUCAAGAUUGGGAUUAUUCACAGAUACUGCUAUCCCACAGGGUAAAAUGGUUGCUGAAUAUUUAGGUGAGAUUGGUAAUAAAGAUAAGUACAUUACAGAUACAAGAAAUCAUUAUAGAAUUUGGGGAGUUGAAAAACCUCACGUCCAAUUCAUCCCAGGAUUACCUUUAGUCAUUGAUGCUAGAUUUUCAGGAAAUUCAGCUCGUUACAUUAGAAGAAGCUGUAAUGCAAAUUGUGAACUACAAACUGUGGUUGUUUCAAAAGAUUUAGUCAAGUUUAUCAUAUAUUCUAUAAAGCCUAUUAAGCCUGGUGCUGAAUUGACUUUGAAUUGGAAUUGGGAUAUAAACCACCCUAUAAAAGGAAUACAAGAAGGUAAACCUUUUGAUCAAAUUAAUGAUGCUGUUAAACCAAGUCUUGUAUUAUCGGUGGAAUCUAUUUUGACAUUUUUGGAAUGUGGUUGUACCUCAGUUGGUGACUGUUGUUUGGCAAAAGUCAAAAAGGCAAGUGCCCAUAUUUACAGAGCAACAAGAAAAGGUAAUAAUACUAGUGGGUUGAAACUAUUACAAAAAGAAGCCAAAUAUUCAUCAAUUCAAGAAAGAUUAUUGGAAAGAGAGACUUCAAAUAUCCGUGACUCUUUAGAUCAAGUUAAAUCUUCCAUCCCAAUCCCAAAUAGAGAUGGGUCAGUUUCAUCAUCAACUGAAGAUAUUAAUGUUAGACCUUUUAUUUUCAAUUAUUUGACUAGAAAGAGAAAGUUGGAUGGCCAUCAAAAGGAAGGAAAUGAGUAUCUACCCAUUCCAAUUGAAGUUAUCCCUGAAGAAAAGAAACCUGAUUUAUCCUCAGCUACAGUCCCUAAUGCUCCUGCUAAGCCAGUCAAGAAGUUAAGUUUUGCAGAUUAUAAAAAAAAGAAGAAACCUGCCUGA
This is a messenger RNA of Hansenula anomala, 2505 nucleotides long. RefSeq names its product histone-binding protein SET3 (gene SET3). Gene Ontology annotation, molecular function: protein binding. Lineage: Eukaryota; Fungi; Ascomycota; Saccharomycetes; Phaffomycetales; Wickerhamomycetaceae. Bases 1 to 2505 code for a protein of 834 amino acids. The record is from RefSeq and is a predicted model, not a curated record. The transcript has a single exon.